Messenger RNA from Schistocerca americana (American grasshopper), 555 nucleotides. RefSeq names its product 60S ribosomal protein L22-like. Lineage: Eukaryota; Metazoa; Arthropoda; Insecta; Orthoptera; Acrididae. The coding region runs from base 1 to 555 and encodes 184 amino acids. The transcript is spliced from 2 exons. The record is from RefSeq and is a predicted model, not a curated record.
AUGGCCAGAGAAUGCCCUGGGGAGCCAGCAGUGGCAGGCAGGCUACGGCGGGGGUUCCCCGCCGCAGGUGCUGCUGCUGCUGCUGCUGCUGCUGCUGCAGCCGACACAGCUGGCGCCGACGCUACUGCCGCCUGUUGCGCGCCGCCUGAAUUAAUUUCCGGCCCGCCACUGCCGCUGCCGCCGUCGCCGACCGAACGGCCCCCUGCAGUCGCCGCCUCGGCAGCACAAGUUGAGUCCACCCACUGCACCGUUACCAAUCCAGCAGCUCUGCUCCGAAUUUAUUGUCAGUACAAGGCACUGCAGCCGGCGGCCAGCGGCGCAUCCCCUGGCCCAGCGCUGCCCUCGCUUGCCCCUCCCCGACCUGAGCCCGGCGCGCGCUAUUAUUGUGUGGCCUCCGACAGCAGCGAGGGUCAGUGCUGUGCGGUGCGGUGCGGCGAGGUCCAGGCCAGUGCAGCAGCGCCGGCAGUAUCGACGGCCGGCGGCGGCGGCGACAGCGCGACACGGAACGCCACUCGGCGCCAGCAUCCAUCAAACGCGGCGGCCGGCCGCGCAUAA